CUCUCUCUUCACAGCAUUCUUUAGCAUCUGUUAAAGGCAGUCAGUCUGAACAUCUAAAGUCGGAAACAUGGUUGUGUGGACAGACUUUGAGAGGACCACCAUCCAGGACAUCUUCUCCAAGAUGAACUACGAAGUGGUUGGACAACAAGCUCUGGCAAGAUGUCUUAUCGUUUACCCCUGGACCCAGCGGUACUUCGGCAAUUUUGGAAACCUGUACAAUGCCGCUGCCAUCUUGGGAAACCCCAUGGUUGCAGCACACGGUAAAGUCGUGCUCCAUGGCCUGGACAAAGCCGUGAAGAACAUGGAUGACAUCAAAGCCGCCUAUGCUGAACUAAGUGUGCUGCACUCCGAGAAGCUCCACGUAGAUCCUGACAACUUCAGGCUUUUGGGUGACUGCUUAACCAUCGUUGUUGCUGCUCAACUUGGCGCUGCAUUCACACCUGAGGUCCAGGCCGCUUUUCAGAAAUUCCUCGCCGUCGUGAUCUCCUCCCUUCGAAGACAGUACCACUAGAAACAAACCUGCUUUGACUGUUACACAGAGGAUCAUCUGAUGUUAAAACAAAAGAAAAUGUUCUUCUGAGUUGAAGCAAAUAAAUGUUUCAAUAUUCAAGCGUA
Molecule: messenger RNA, 615 nt
Organism: Cyprinus carpio (common carp)
Lineage: Eukaryota; Metazoa; Chordata; Actinopteri; Cypriniformes; Cyprinidae
Product: hemoglobin subunit beta-like
Biological process (GO): oxygen transport; hydrogen peroxide catabolic process
Cellular component (GO): blood microparticle; haptoglobin-hemoglobin complex; hemoglobin complex
Molecular function (GO): oxygen carrier activity; heme binding; organic acid binding
Source: RefSeq, a predicted model, not a curated record